Messenger RNA from Lolium perenne, 521 nucleotides. RefSeq lists its product as uncharacterized. Lineage: Eukaryota; Viridiplantae; Streptophyta; Magnoliopsida; Poales; Poaceae. The record is from RefSeq and is a predicted model, not a curated record.
CCACAAUAAGCAAACGAAAAGAAGAAAAAAGAACACAAGCCUCAUCUAUCCACUUCAGAAAAUGUCUGGCUGGUUCUCGACCGAGGUUAAGCCCGAGGAGGCGCCGUCCAUCCAGGACCGCGCCAUCGCGGCGAAGGACCAGGCCGGCACCUUCAUCGGCGAGCAAACUACGGCGGUCACCAAAGCCGCCACGGAUACCGCCGACGCCGCCAAGCAGAAGGCCACCGAGACCGCGCAGUACGUCCAGGACAGGGCCGCCGACGCUGUGGAGUACACCAAGGGCCCCGCUGCCGCCAAGGAGGAGGCCGCCCCCGGCAACGUCUUCCAGCAGGCCGGCGGGCAGGUGAUGGGCGCCGCCGUGGGCGCCAAGGACGCCGUCAUGAACACGCUUGGCAUGGGAGGAGAUGCCGCCGCCGAGAAGAAGUGAUAAUGAUGUUCGUUUGCGUGGUCCUCUCUAGCUCUUGCCCUUUUUUUAUCUCGUUAUUAUCCUUUACUAAUGUACUGUUCUGAUUUCCGUUCCA